Messenger RNA from Paramormyrops kingsleyae, 1575 nucleotides. The record is from RefSeq and is a predicted model, not a curated record. NCBI's taxonomy places the organism in Eukaryota, Metazoa, Chordata, Actinopteri, Osteoglossiformes, Mormyridae.
CAAAAAAGCCCUAGACGCAAAAUGCAUGCCGGGCUGUUUAUGCAGGCAUUCUGGUGUCUAUAUAUGGGAUGCACAUGACAUAACGGAAUAAAGAUUAUUUUUAAAGAGAGACAACUCUGGUAAUCUGCUUUAAAAUUUAGUUUAGGGGUUAUUCUGUUGCGGAGAUCUAUGGUCGAGCCGGUAGUUAAACAUAAGUACGAAAUAUUCAACCUGCAGUUGAAAGAUAAAAAACGGGAAAAAACAUCAGCUAAGUCAAGGUGUUCCGAAGACUGCAGAGAAACUGAGGACAUACUGGAGUGCGAAGUAAAUCAUCCCAUAAAUAAUGACCGAUGCCUCGGAGAUGUGUGCAGUUAUCGCCACUAGGGGGCAAGCUACACUUCACUUUAGAGUUAGUCAUACGUAAAUAUUUGGGCUGCACCAAAGCAAAAGCUUUGCGUAAAUGUAUGGAGUCACCAGAGGAUGAUUCAUAAAAUCACUUGGAAGAGGAUCACUCGACCCAAGUCCCACGGAGAUUUAUUCCACCUUGGUUCUUGUAUUAGUAUAUUUGCGGGCGAUCGAAGAAAACGGUACCGAUGAAAACACACCAGGAAGAAACAAGUGUUGUAUCUCUCCCGCAUUUUCGUCGCUAAAAUCAUCCGUUCUUCUCUGAAUUCAUCCUUUCCAGCACAGCCCAACAAUCAGGAGGAGAUGCAGAGACGUGAAGGUGCUAAUCCAGUGGGAUCCGGCUCUGGUGAAGAGCCGCAGACCAGAGAAGAGUUUUUACAGUAUUCCUGUCAACUUAAAAUGGACCUCAACACGGCACACAAGGCACUCCACCUGGACGAGGGACACAGACAGGCUGCCUCCGGCGGGACCCAGCAGGCAUACCCAGAUUGCCCAGAGAGAUUUGACUACUGGCACCAGGUUCUUUGCAAAGAGGGUCUGACGGGACGACACUACUGGGAGGUCGGGUGGAAUGGAAAAGGAGUUAAUGUAGCAGUUGCAUAUAAAGGGAUGAGGAGGAAAGGAGACAGCAAGCCAGCCUCUCUUGGAUUCAAUGACCAGUCCUGGAGUUUGCAGUGCACUCCUACCAAGUACUACUUCUGGCACAAUUGGAGGAGCAUUGCAAUAUCAGGACCCCUCACUUAUAAAAUAGGGGUGUACCUGGAUCACAGUGCAGGAACUCUGUCCUUCUACAAUGUCUCUGACACGAUGACCCUCCUGUACAGGGUCCAUACUGUGUUCACUGAGCCCCUCUAUCCCGCGUUCAAAUUAUCCAAACCUGGCUUAAUCAGAAUAUGAAUCAUGAUAUGAAGUUAUGAUAUGAAGUCAAACUGUGCCUUUAGCCAAAAGAGAGAAGUACAUGCCAAUUAAGGGAUAAGGAGCAUUGUGUUUAUUGUGAGGAACUAGAAAACCAAUAAUGUUUGUAUGCAAAGGGUGGGUUGCAAUGGAACAUCCAUAUUAAUGUGUAAUGAAAGUGUAAAAAAAAGGACUAUAUUCUGCCAAAUGAAACUGUCAAUCAUUGGUUCCCUCAGGGCAGGCCCAACCCUUUUUGGGUGCCUAAAUAAAAUAAAUGAAAAAGUAAAAAUACAAUUA